Molecule: messenger RNA, 948 nt
Organism: Neurospora tetrasperma FGSC 2508
Lineage: Eukaryota; Fungi; Ascomycota; Sordariomycetes; Sordariales; Sordariaceae
Exons: 2
Coding region: 1-948 (315 amino acids)
Biological process (GO): S-adenosylmethionine biosynthetic process
Cellular component (GO): methionine adenosyltransferase complex
Molecular function (GO): methionine adenosyltransferase regulator activity
Source: RefSeq, a predicted model, not a curated record
AUGGCAACAACCGAGAUCACGAACGGCAACAGACCCAUCCGCUUUCUCAUCUGGGGUGGUGAUGGAUGGGUUGCGGGCCACCUAAAGGCGUUGCUAGAGAGGCAGGGGAAGGAGGUAUAUUCAACCACCAUCCGUAUGGAGGACCGGGAGGCUGUCGUAGCGGAGCUCGAUAGAGUGAAUCCGACAUACGUGCUGAACGCAGCGGGCUGUACCGGACGACCCAACGUGGACUGGUGUGAAGACAACAAGGAGGCCACCAUGAGGUCCAAUGUCGUGGGGACACUCAACUUGACGGACUGCUGCUUUACAAGAGGCAUCCACAUCACCGUGUUUGCGACGGGCUGUAUCUAUCAGUACGACGAUGCUCAUCCAUGGGAUGGCCCUGGCUUUCUGGAGACGGACCCGGCCAAUUUUGCGGGCAGUUUCUAUUCCAUGACCAAGGCCCACGUCGAGGAGGUAAUGAAACAUUACAACAACUGCCUCAUCUUGCGUCUGCGAAUGCCUGUAUCGGACGACCUUCACCCGCGAAAUUUUGUGACCAAGAUCUCUCAGUACGAGAGGGUGGUGGACAUACCCAACAGCAAUACCAUUUUGACGGACCUUUUGCCAGCUUCAAUCUUACUGGCCGAGCACGGGGAGGUGGGCAUUUAUAACUUCACCAACCCCGGGGCCAUCUCGCACAACGAGGUCUUGACCUUGUUUCAGGAUAUCGUGCGACCCUCGUUUACAUGGAAGAACUUUAGCCUGGAGGAACAAGCCAAAGUGAUCAAGGCUGGUCGCAGCAACUGCAAACUGGAUACAACCAAGCUAACAAGCAAGUUGAUGGAAUACGGCUAUGAAAUACCCGAAGUCCACGAGGCGUAUAGGAGGUGUUUUGAGCGGAUGAAGGCAGCGGGGAUUCGGAAACUCCCGUCCGGAGAUGUUCUUGAGGACUUGGUUUCGGCGUGA